CCCGAAUUUUAACUCAAUCUUGGGGCUUGCGGCAUUCUCAACGCGUCAACACCAGGAUCCACAGCACAACGCGCCCACGAUGAGCUCAUACAGACCCUCGUAUCCGCCUCGCAGAGGCAAUGGCAGCCACAACAACUCAAGAGACAAUCGCAACCAUGGCCGCUACGAUUCGCGCCCAUCCCAUCAUCCGCCACCACCUGGAGCUGGAGACACCUGGCGCAAUCCGUGGCCUGAGGACCGCCGCAGAUCCGGAGCCUUCGAUGGCUACAGACCCGAUACCCGCCCACCCCAAGGCGACUUCACCUUUCGGAUGGAUAAGCCCUCUGGCGUAGGCGAGGCCGCCACAGGAGAUUCAUAUCGUCCCUAUCAGGGAAAUGACCGGCGAAGGGCUGGACGCGCCCGUGGCGGACCCUUCCGUGGUCGCGGACGAGGCACAUAUCAGAAGAUCAUCCCGGCCGAGCGUGAGCUCUUGCGCGCCCGUCGCGAUGGCGUCGAUGACGAGAACCUGGUCGCCGAGGGCGAUGGCGGCAUAGUCUAUAGAGAUGUUGACGAGCUGUCGGAUGACGAAGAGGCUGAUAUGGAAAUUUCUGACAACUCGGACGGUGAAUCGGGCGAGCCUUCCACCAAGCGCGCCCGCCGCUCGGGCAACGAUGAAUCGGGCAACAGCAUUCCCAAGUGGUCCAAUCCCGACCCGUACACGGCCUUGCCCCCACCCGACGCUGCCGAGCGCAAAAAGAAGGAUAUGGUGAAGAUGAUUCGGAAGGCGCGAGUGGACGAGACUGCUGCCGACAAACUCGCUGCCAGCACGGAAGCAGAAGAGUUCAUUUCCUUCGAUCUCGACGAACCUGGCGGCAACGACAACGGCAACGCCGACGAAGAAGAAGAAAUUAUCCUCCCGCCGUCCGAACCACCCUCUCCCCCCUCUCCUCCUCCUCCUCCGCCGCCUUGUCCUGCACCCCCUGCGCAGUCGUCUCACGGCAUCGCUAGAGAACCUCCUUCUGGCCCCCGCGCAGAUCGCGACAGCCGACCUGCCCCCAACGCAUCGGCCGCCUCGACAGCACCGUCUACGCCCGCCAAUAAGCCCUCGAGCCUGCCCCCUAAGCCCCUCGUGGCCGACGACGCUUUAGGCUCGCGGAAGCGCACCGCUGACGACCACAUCAAGCCUCCUACGUACGGUCCUCUGAAGAAGGUUAAUAGGAUGCCUGUCGGCGGCGCUAUCUUGCCAGAGUGGCAGGUCACCAAGGAUGAGGACCCCACCCCCUGGAUCCAAGCCGAUCAUUCCAAGACUUCUGACAUGAGCGUCUGGCUUCAUAAGGAGAUUGUCGACUUCUACGAGGUUGUUCGACCCCGUGACUUCGAACAUGAGAUGCGAACCCAGCUUGUGGAGCGACUCCGCAGAUCCCUCAGAACAAGUCAGUUCUACAAGGACUGUGACGUACGACCCUUUGGGUCUUACAUGUCGGGCUUGUAUUUGCCUACAGCCGACAUGGACUUGGUUGUCUGUGCGCAGAGUUGGCUUAAUGGCGCUCAUUCAAACUUUUUCGGCAUCAGGGCGCUGAGAGGAUUUGGCAAGUUCCUCUCCCAAAAGAAGAUCACCCACUACAACAGUAUGGAGUUCAUUGCCAGCGCCAAGGUGCCUCUUGUGAAGUACAUCGACAGCAUCACUGGCCUCAGAGUCGACAUCUCGUUCGACCGCCUUGAUGGUCCUCAAGCUGUCAAGACGUUCGCUGAGUGGAAGGAACAGUUCCCGGCCAUGCCCAUCCUCGUCACCAUGAUCAAGCACUUCCUCGCCAUGCGUGGCUUGAACGAGCCCGUCAACGGAGGCAUUGGUAGCUUCACCGUGACCUGUAUGGUUGUCAGCAUGCUGCAGCUCAUGCCCCAGGUCCAGAGCCGUAACCUCAUUCCUGAGCACCACCUCGGUGAAAUGCUCAUGGAGUUCUUCGAUCUUUAUGGAAACAGGUUCGACUAUGUCAACACAGCAAUCCGCAUGAAGCCCCCGGGAUACAUGCACAAGGCCCGAGUCCGUGAAGUCGUGUACAAGAACACGGAUCGCAUUUCCGUCAUUGAUCCUAACAACCCUGCCAACGACAUCUCUGGCGGCUCCAGCAAUGCCGGCCGAAUCCUGGAAGAGUUCAGCAUCGCCCACAGCAUGUUGAAGCAGAGAAUGAACGAGCUUACCCAGCAGAGCUCCCGCGCCAAGAGAUCUGCCAGCAUCCUCGAGACCAUCUACGCCGGCAACUACUCUUCAUUCCGUCUUCAACGCGCGCAUCUUCGCAAAUUGUACGACGCCAGAUGACGAAGCAGUAUCAUCAGUCUUGUGUGAGAUUGUCCGAGAUUGCCGUUCAAACUAUUGACACAGGGAGGCUGUGGACUUGACAUGAUCCGUCGGAAGGAAACGAAUUAUCUCAGGGUACCGGAACCAUUGCUUUCAUUGCUUAAAGGGGAGGAAGCAGCAAAGCUCCAGCUUGGAGACGGAGUCAAGGAGAGGCGGCUAUUUCUUUCAUACGAUACCCACUCCACCAUUUCCCCUUGUCAUCGGACUCGGGGUUGAGCCGUCGAGCCGAACUUGGGCUUUAUUUUUCAAGUUCUCACUUUGUUUUGUGCUCAUUUUUCAUUUUUUGUCGUCCGAAACGAGUUGUAUGAUAAAUCGUGGAGGGUUUGGGGCGGCCACAAGGAUUGACAUUGCAGGCCCGGUCUCUUCCGCGUCGUGCGCGUAUCUCGCCACACAGCCGCCCCCUUCUCAAGUCUCUGCACCAGCUACCACAGCAUCGGGCCCAGCCCUAGUGGGCGUCUCUCAAAUGAACAUGGACUUUUCUUCUUC
This is a messenger RNA of Colletotrichum destructivum, 2821 nucleotides long. RefSeq names its product Putative PAP/25A-associated, polymerase, nucleotidyl transferase domain, nucleotidyltransferase Trf4. The transcript is spliced from 4 exons. Lineage: Eukaryota; Fungi; Ascomycota; Sordariomycetes; Glomerellales; Glomerellaceae. Gene Ontology annotation, cellular component: TRAMP complex; nucleolus. Gene Ontology annotation, molecular function: mRNA binding; poly(A) RNA polymerase activity. Bases 80 to 2296 code for a protein of 738 amino acids. The record is from RefSeq and is a predicted model, not a curated record. Gene Ontology annotation, biological process: RNA 3'-end processing.